AUGUUUAUGGCGAAAAGAGUAUUUACGGCACCAUUUACGAGGUUCCCACAAAUAAAUCGUUCGAUAAUUAAUAGUACCCGUAAUUUAUUCAUCCAAACAGUGGAAACACCAAACGAACAUGCAUUAAAGUUUUUACCAUCUAUGCAAAUCAUGAAGGAAAAUGAAACCAGAGAAUUUUUAAGCGGGAGAGAAGCUGCUUGUAGUCCAUUAGCAUUAAAGUUGUUUUCUAUCGACGGGAUUAAAUCGAUCAUGUUUGGAUCAAACUUUAUUACAAUCGAAAAGGCAGAUGAAGAUUUACACUGGUCGUUAUUAAAGCCUGAGAUCUUUUCUAUUUUAACUGAAUUCUUGAAUAAUGGCACUCCUAUUAUUAAUGAAGAAUCAGAACUCACUAAUGAUAUGGAAAUCAAAGAAGAUGAUGAUGAAACUGUUGCUAUGAUUAAAGAAUUAAUUUUUACUAGAAUAAGACCAGCCAUUCAAGAUGACGGAGGAGACAUCGAAUUUGUCAGUUUUGUUGAAGAUAACGGGACAGUUUAUCUUAGGUUGAAGGGUGCGUGUAGAUCGUGUGAUUCGUCAUCUGUUACGUUAAAGAAUGGUAUCGAGAGUAUGUUGAAGUAUUACAUCGAAGAAGUCACUACAGUCGAACAGGUGAAUGACGAUGAUACAACUGAAAUUGUUGAAAAGUUCAAGUCAGAAGACGUACAUUUAAAACCUAGUCCAAGGGAUGAUCCUCCUAGCUUGUAA
Messenger RNA from Debaryomyces fabryi, 741 nucleotides. RefSeq lists its product as uncharacterized. NCBI's taxonomy places the organism in Eukaryota, Fungi, Ascomycota, Pichiomycetes, Serinales, Debaryomycetaceae. Gene Ontology annotation, biological process: iron-sulfur cluster assembly. The record is from RefSeq and is a predicted model, not a curated record. Bases 1 to 741 code for a protein of 246 amino acids. Gene Ontology annotation, cellular component: mitochondrion. Gene Ontology annotation, molecular function: iron ion binding; iron-sulfur cluster binding. The transcript has a single exon.